This is a messenger RNA of Schistosoma turkestanicum, 1599 nucleotides long. NCBI's taxonomy places the organism in Eukaryota, Metazoa, Platyhelminthes, Trematoda, Strigeidida, Schistosomatidae. The record is from the annotation of a GenBank genome assembly.
GCUUGACCUGAAGGUCGCCCUUCAAAUAUGUGCUUGUUUUAAAUUAUGGACGAGAACUGUGGACGCUUAAAGUUUAUUGAGCUAGAAAACUACAAAUCUUACAAAGGAAAGCAGGUUAUUGGCCCUUUCAGUGUUUUCACUGCCAUCAUUGGGCCAAAUGGAUCAGGGAAGUCGAAUUUAAUGGAUGCCAUAAGUUUUGUUCUUGGAGAAAAUACUCGACAUUUACGUGUUCGUCGGCUUAAUGAUUUAAUCCAUGGUUCAGUAGUUGGAAAACCUGUUGCGAAAUCAGCAUCGGUAACUGCAGUUUAUGAAAUGCCUGACGGGGAAGAAAAACGUUUUAGUCGUGUUAUUCAUGGUAAUACAUCAGAGUACCGAAUAAAUGGUGUCUCUGUUCGUGUUGAUGAAUAUGCUGCUGCCCUUGAACAAAUUCAUAUAUUUAUGAAAGUGAAAAAUUUUCUCGUUUUUCAAGGUGCUGUAGAAAGUAUAGCUAUGAAAAAUGCACGUGAACGUUGUCAAAUGUUUGAAGAAAUUAGCAAAUCUGCUGAAUUAAAAGAAGAAUACGAUAUGUCAAGAAUGGAAAUGCAAAAGUUAGAGGAGAAUGCAACUUUUAAUUUGAAUAAAAAGAAAGGUAUUGUUGCUGAACGUAAAGAAGCGAAAAUAGAAAUCGAUGAAGCUGAAAGAUACAAAAAGCUUCAAAGUGAAUUGACAAAGAAACGAUUGGAACUUCAUCUAUUCAAACUUUACUACAAUGAUUUAGAAAUUAGACAUGUCCGUGAAGAGCUUAAACAAAGAGAAGAGGCAGUUGCUGCUGAACAUGAACAGCGUCAGUUGAUUGAAGAAGAAAUGAAAGAAAAACGUCGUGAAUUAGGCAAAAUCAAUCGGGAUCAGUCAUCUUUAGAACAAGAAAUCAAAAAAUGUGAGCAAAAAAUCGGAAAGAGAAAACCUGAAUUUAUCAAAGUUUCUCAACUGUUGCGACAUGUUAGCGAAAAGCAUAAGGAGUCUAAAAAAUCUUUGGAGAAUGCUAGACAGUUGCAUAGUACACAUUUACAAGAAAUUGAUCAGUUAGAAGCAGAAUAUGAAAAGAUAUCAGAUAUACAACGAGAUUAUGAACAACAACAAUCGAAGAAAUCACUUGAACAAGGUCGUGAUCUAGAAUUAGAAGAAACUCAGUUGUCAGAAUAUCAUCGUUUGAAACAAAAAGUAGCUGAAAGAACAUCUCACUUGUCGGCUGUGUUAGACAAUUUAAAUCGUGAAUAUAAUGAACAAAAAGAUUUAUAUGAUGCAUUGUAUCGAAGAAAAAAUGAAAUUGAAAGUUCUUUAAAACGUAAAGAAACUGAGCUAAAUGAAAAUAAAAAACGUCUUCAGAAAUUAUUAGAAUAUAUUGAUUCAAGUAAUCGUGCUAUCACAGAACAACGUGAAACAGAAAAAUCUAUACGUGAAGAAGUGGAAUUAGCCACUAGACGUAUUGAUGAAAUUAAUGCUGAAUUAGAAACGGUUGUUUGUCAGUUGGGUGAAGCUAAAGUUGAACGACAUGAAUCAUCACGUGCAGCGAAAAAACAAGAACUUAUUGAAAAUUUAAAACGUCUUUUUCCUGGUGUU